UUCGAAGCUUGGCGCCGGUGCAGUGGCUGGUAUUGCUGGUGUUCUGAUCGUCUACCCGCUUGACAUGGUCAAGACUAGACUACAAAACCAAAAAAAAGAUUCUUUGGGCAAGCUGCAGUAUCGUGGAGGACUCGACUGCUUCCGUCAAGUCGUCGCUAAGGAAGGUGUUCGAGGUCUGUAUCGUGGUAUUGUUCCUAAUCUGAUCGGGAUCACCCCUGAAAAAGCCAUCAAGUUAGCUGUUAAUGACUUUUCGCGUGAAUAUUGGGCCGAGCGUCUUUCUGUGCCUGAAGACAAGCUACCAAUAAAAUAUGGUAUGCUCGCCGGUGCAACUGCAGGUUUCUGCCAGGUCAUAGCCACCAACCCCAUGGAAAUAGUCAAGAUUCAGAUGCAAUUGGCCGGAUCCCAAAAACUGACUCCUAAUGAACAACGACCCACUGCUAUGAGCAUUGUACGCUCUUUGGGUUUGCGUGGUCUCUACAGAGGCACUCCUGCCACAUUGUUGAGGGACGUGCCAUUCUCAAUCAUUUUUUUUCCUUUGAACUCAUACAUCAAACUACAGGGUGCAGAUGAAGACGGCAAGACCCCAUUUUCCGUGGUCUUGGGUGCUGGUCUUGUCGCCGGUGUUGUUGGCGCCUCCACAGUUACACCCGCUGAUGUAAUCAAAACGAGGCUUCAGGUGACGAGAAAACCUGGCGAGCCUGUUUAUAGAGGCAUUGCUGACUGCUUCCAACAAAUUGUGCGAAACGAAGGAUUCGCUGCACUUUUCAAAGGUGUUGUCCCUAGGUCUCUCAUCGUCGCUCCUAUGUUCGCCAUCGCCUUGUUUGUAUAUGAACUCCAGCAGCGGUACCUUGGGCCCUCCAUGUCUGAGCUUACACCCCUUCACACCCCUACAAGUUCACCCGUUCUGAUGUUGAACGACAGGAAGUGAGCUUGCGCGUUUCUAGGUUUCAAAGCACGCCUUUAUUCUUGCCAGAUGGAGCUAUUUGGUACAACGCAUCCCAAUCUAUACUCCUUGUACAAUUCAUUUGCCCACAUAGAAUCGUCGUGAACAUGCGACACUCAUUUGUAGAAUAAUCACGAGUUGUUUAAAAAAAAC
Lobosporangium transversale is the source of this 1096-nucleotide messenger RNA. RefSeq names its product mitochondrial carrier domain-containing protein. The coding region runs from base 65 to 928 and encodes 287 amino acids. Gene Ontology annotation, molecular function: transmembrane transporter activity. Gene Ontology annotation, biological process: transport. Lineage: Eukaryota; Fungi; Mortierellomycota; Mortierellomycetes; Mortierellales; Mortierellaceae. The record is from RefSeq and is a predicted model, not a curated record. The transcript is spliced from 6 exons.